AUGCAAAUAGUAUUUUUACAAGAUGAUAAUGAUGAUUUACGAAAAGCUAUGGAGACAACUAUUAAUAUAAAUGCUAUUUGUGCAAUGAGUUGUUUUGAAAAUCAAGAUUUUGAAGGUUUAAAAGUAGCUAUGAGAAAAAUGCCAAAUUCACAAGCAUCUUAUGGUUGGGAUAUGGAAGCAUUUGACAUGUUAGUAACUGUUGAAACAUUAAAAGGAGUGUCAAAACGAAGAAAUUUAUUACAUAUUGCUAAAUGGUCACGUAGUGCAAUUGAAAGUAAUUAUGAAACAACGACAACAAAUGUUAUAUCAUUAGGAAAAUUAUUUCAGUUACGAAAACAAUAUCUUAUUACUGAUUGGGUACUGAUAUUGCCGGAGAAAGUUUUGUACGAAAAAAUAUUCCUCUUGAUGAAACUAUUAAUUGGAGAAUUAUUAGAUUUUUCAACAUUAACUUGUCCAACUUUGGCUAAAUCAUGGUUUAGAUUUGCUGAUUGGUCUUAUAUUUGGGGGAGACAAUUACUUGCACGAUCUAUAUCGUAUGAAGUUAAUUUGUCCAUACUAUUCAAUAAUUUUCGUGUUUUCAUUAGAUUAUCUUCAUUGGAUAUGGGACAACAAGUUCAUGCAAUUCUUCCAGCGGAAAUUUCAUCCGACGAAAUAACUGAAAUAUCUCGUAUAAUAUCUUCAAUGCAAAUUUUAACUGAUGAUGAUUCUGAACUUACUGCUGCGGAAUUAUCAUCACUGCAUUCACAUCGUACUGAUUUAUCACGUGCUUGUUCAUUACUUACAAAGCAUCCAACCUUAAUUGAACAAUUACUUGCUUUGCAUCCACAAUUUGAUUUACAUCGUUAUUUUGUGUUAGAACAAUUUUGUCGUGCUUAUUUUACAUAUUUACAAUUAACAAAAGAUUAUCUCCAAUUAAUACUUUAUUCAGUUAUUGUUGGCAUAACUGAUGAUUCAAAAAUGAGACGUAUUAAAUCACGAGAUGAAAAUAUUUAUCAAAGAAAAUCUUUGAGUACACAUGGAUUAGAUGAGGAUAAAUCACAAAAUGAUAUUGAAGAAGAUGAUGAUAUUGAACAACAAGAAAAUGUUGUAGCUAUGCAAAAUAUUAAAUUAUUUGUACAUGAAUUACGACGUGUUACUGUCCUAUGGGAUGAACUUUGGUUAGGAACUAUGGCACAACUUCAAGAAGAAAAUAGUCGAUUAGUUCGAAAAACAAUUAUACAGCAGAGAAAACCUAGGGCACGUGUCGAUGUACUUAAAGAUGAACUUCAACGUUUAGAAUCUAUGACACAUUUAACCAAGGACAAAAAAGAAUAUUUGAUUAAAGAAAAACAAGAUAUUUUAUGUAAAUCAUUUAUAACCGUUCUUGAAGCAAUUAGUCAAAUAACUCGAUUACCUGCUGAAACACCACGUAAAAAACAUUUCAGAAAGAUUAUAGUAAAAAAAAUAGAGGCAGCUAUUGAACAAUUAAAACAGCCUAUUAUAUUAUCUGAUCCACAUUCAUGUUGGUUAAAACUUCGACAGCUCUAUUCAAUGUUACAUCGUAUGGAUAAACGAUCAAGUACAAUUCAUGCUAUGAGUCAAAUAAGUCCAAAAUUAGCACAAAUAAAACAUAGUGUGACAUCAAUUCCAGGUGAAGAUGGACAGUCUCAUACAAUUCACAGUGUUGGUCAAACUGUUCAAGUAUUACCAACAAAAACGCGGCCGAAAAAAUUAAUGUUUGUUGGGUCAAAUGGUCAUCGAUAUCAAUAUUUAUUAAAAGGUCUUGAGGAUCUUCAUCUAGAUGUGCGUAUUAUGCAAUUAUUAUCAAUAAUAAAUGUUAUAUUUACUAAAAUAAAUCAUAAUGAACCAUGGUCAUAUGAAGCUAGAAACUAUACUGUUGUACCGUUGGCAUCAAGAAGCGGUUUAAUAGAAUGGGUUGAAGGUGGCAAACCACCAGUAGAAGAUUGUCGUGAAGUACCAAUGCCGAUAUUACAUCAAUGUAUUGAAGAAUUAAUACGUGAAACACCAGCAGAUCUUUUAUCACGUGAACUCUGGUGUAGUUGUCCAAGUGUUGGUUUAUGGUAUAAAAAUGUUCAAAAUUAUAGAAAUGUUAUCUUUUUUAUUAAACGAAUUUAUGCAACUACAUGGCUUGAACAUUUUUUUCAAUCAUGUCAACGUAAAAGUAAUAAUGGAUCUUCAAAAGAAGAACAUUCAUCUAAAGAUCACCAUCGUUUAUUUACUUAUGAACAAUUACCAAAUUUUGGAAAUGAUGCAUUGCUUUGGUUUUGGGCUAUAUGGGAAUGUGCACAAUUUUGUCUUAUGAAUAAAUUGAAAAUACCACUUGGAAAACCACAAGAAACAUUUUUAGCACUCGAAGAAGCAUCUGCAUCAGAGCAAACGAAUCGUUCUUCAACACCAUCAACAACUGUAAAUCCUCUAUUAACAUCAUCAUCAGCAGCAGGAGAAAUAAAUGUUUCAACAGAUAAAGGUGAUUGGUGGUGUGAUUUACAUCGUUAUGAUCUUUUAUUACAAUUGAUUGAAGCACUUGAAAAAUGUAUGUACAAUGCAUACGAAGGAGUGACUCUUUCACUUCCACAAUUACCUAAAACUGUUAAAUUCUUUUUUAUUACAAAUAAAUCUACAUAUUGUGAAUGGCUUAAUCGUAUUCGUAUACCAAUUAUGUUAACAGCAAAUUAUAAUCGAAUAAUUAAACGAUUGAAAUACAAAAUUCGUUCAACAAGUACAGUUAUUCAAAAAACAGAUAAAUCAAAAGUUUUUCAUUUAGGUAAAUUACAAGAUUACCAUAAGAAAUCCGAAGAAUAUAUGAAAAAAACUGAAGCAUAUAAAUGUUUAGAUCAAAAUGAUCCUUUACCAAGUUUAAUAGAACGGAUUAAAUCAAAUGAAGUAGAAUUAGCACACCUUUAUUAUUUACCAAAAGCACAUAAACCUGAUACUCCACUUCGACCAAUUAUUGCUGGAUUAAAACAUCCAACUAUAAAAAUAUCAAAGUUUCUUGACGAAAUACUUAGACCGUUGUUUGAUCAAAUGGCAGCAAAUACAACAGUUACUUGUGGAACUGAAGUUAUUAAACAAUUGCACGUUUGGUCAAAACAAAAUCUACGUGAAGAAACUGUAUUAUGUUCAAUGGAUGUAAUAGAUCUAUAUACAAUGAUUCCACAAACAGAAGGAAUACUUGCAAUUAGAAAAAUGUUAAAUUACUUAAACAUAAAACAAAUUAAAGGUAUAACAAUUGAAACUAUUAUUCGUUUAUGUCGUUUUGUAGUACACAAUAACUAUUUUUCUUAUAAUGGAAAAUUUUAUUAUCAAGUACGAGGUGGUGCGAUGGGCUCACCAUUGACAUUAACAAUUGCUAAUUGUUACAUGUUCUUUUUCGAACGUAGCAUUGUUAAACAACAAAUUAACCGUUGGAAUCAAUUCGACAUAAAUAUUAAAUUGAAAGAACAAAUUGGCCAGUCAACGAAUUUUCUUGAUUUAUAUAUAGAAAAUAAAAAUGGUACACUUUUUACAAAAGUUUACCACAAACCAUCAUAUGAACCAUAUUAUUUACCAUUUACAAGUGUUCAUCCAAAACAUAUGAAAAUAAAUAUACCCUAUACAAUGUUAAUUCGUGCAAUUAAAUAUUGUUCUACAUUUGAAACAUAUGUAGAUGAACGUGAAAAAUUAAGAAUGGCUUUUCUAUUGAAUAAAUAUCCAAAUGAAUUUAUCGACAAACAAUUCGAUCGCGUAUUCCAAAAACAUAAUUUAAUACAACCUGUAUCCAUAAACGAUUACAAAAUUAUACGAGAAAAAUUAAUUUAUUCACAAAAAAAUGAAAGCAUUCAAAUUGAUUAUAGAAGAACACUAUUUGUUCAUUUUACAUAUUGUUUAAACAUGAAAACAUUCCCGGCAAAAUUUCAUGCACUUUGGAACAAAUAUUUUAUAGAAUCUCCAAUAAAUGAAAUAAAACCGGUGCUAGGUACUCGUAAUGUUAGAAACCUACAACAACAAUUGAUAAAAAAUAAAUAA
Messenger RNA from Rotaria sp. Silwood2, 4005 nucleotides. NCBI's taxonomy places the organism in Eukaryota, Metazoa, Rotifera, Eurotatoria, Philodinida, Philodinidae. The record is from the annotation of a GenBank genome assembly.